AUAUAGCCUCGUUUUUCAGUUUCACUUCCUUGGUCGGAAAAGAAGAUGGCGCCCAGCCAGGAUGGAAGUGACGGUAACGUUUCAGAAAAGUCUAUAAAAUGCAACUUCGAACAACUGAAUUUCCUCUUAAAGGCACCAUCAAAAGAAUUUGUGAAGAAAUUGCUCCAAGACUGCUUUGCUCACAUUAAUUCAACCAUUCCUAAAGGUUUUAGUGAGAAGGUUGCAAGUGAUCUUGAUGUUCCUGAAGAAGAUGCGAUAAUGCUCAUUGGAUCAGUCUCUGAAUUGAUAAAGAUGGCCGUAUUUGAAGGAGCAGCUGGCGCAACAGAGGUUUUUUCACUGUUUCCAGAUGACUUCCACAAAAACUUGAGGGAACUUCUAUCAAAGAUAAUUGCUGACUGCAUGCCUAAUUGGAGAUCAGAUACCAUCAAUCAACAAGUUUCUCUUCCCCGGCUGGUUGACUUCGAUUGGCGCAUUGAUGUCAAAACUGGUUCAUCGGGGAGGCCGGCAGCUCCAUCCUGCCUGCUUCAGCUCAAGAAAUUGGUCUUGGAAAAACCAAAUUGAAAAAGCAACGUGACUUUUACCUGUUAAGUACUUCUUUGGCCUUACGAUGAUAUUCUCGAAGAUGAAUCAUAGAUUUGAACCCAAACAAAUGCAGAGGCUCAGACACUUUUCAUACUUGGAUCAGGUAUGGCCCUUAUUUUUUCAUGUAGAUAACACCAAGCAGCGUGACACAAUAUUAAAAGGGUCAAAAUGUCAAAGGUCAUCUAUGAGAAAACAUGAGAGAUGUCAAUAAAUUGAAGAUAUCAAGAAAUUUGUAAAACUUCUCAUGUUCUUAAGAAAUUUUUCUGUGACUCGAUUGAACUUUCUUUCUGAGACCAGAUUAUGGAGACUCUGCACCCAGGGUAGUCAGUUGCUAGUAGUCGCAAAGCUCGCUGGAUGAAAUACACUGUAUGAAUACAAUGUAUGAAUACACUAUCGGUAUGAAUAAUUAGUGUGUGUGAAAGAGGAUUAGUUUAAUAUUUUUAUAUCAUUUUCAGUAUACUUAAUAAAAAACUCUUAAAGAGUUUUGCACAUUCUAUAAUUAAGAACAGGCACGUCGAAUAUGAAAAUAACGAGCUCAAAAUUAAACUUAACCUCUCACUUUUGACCUCUCACUUUUGACCUCGCACCUCUGACCUUCAGAGAGGAAUCGAAUGGAAAGCGAAACAUUUUAUGUACAUUUGGUUUCUCUAAGUACAAUAGACUCAAAAUUCCGUAUUUUUAUCGCAAAACUACAUUGCUUUGUGUUCAAUGGUUCAUUGCAUAAACAUUCACUUUAGACGUUUUAAAAUUCUUAACAAGUAACAGGCCCACUGAAUAUGAAAAUAACGAGCUCAAAAUCAAACUUAACUAAAACAAACCCGCAAGAAAAACUUCAACGUGAUAGGUUCUAUUUUGACCUCUCACCUUCCUGUCACCUCUGACCUUCAGAGAGGAAUCGAAUGGAAAGCGAAACAUUUUAUAUCCAUUUUGUUUCUCUAAGUACAAUAGACUCAAAAUUCCUUAUUUUUGUCGCAAAAACUACAUUGCUUUGUGUUCAAUGGUUCCUAAAUUUACGAUAGAGAGCAUUUGAAAUGGUUUAUUCUAAACCACAAUGAAUUUCGAAAACAUUUUUAAAUCUGAAGGGAUCUUCGGCAGCUUUGUAUUGACCUUACGUUAGCAGAUGGACAGCAGAUAAGGGCAGCAAACGAAACUGAUAGAUAAAGACAAUAAAUUUUCUAUUGUGUUGUUUUGAAUCCCGCCGGAGGCAAGGCCUUCUUAGGGCUCGCAUCGUCUCCUCGUAGUUUGGAAAAAUCAAGAACGUGAACCUGUAGACGUAUAUUCACGUUUCAGUUCGUCAUAAUCGAGCGAUACUCAUCCCGGAGUAAUUUUAGCCAGAUAGAUUCAGUUUCCCUUUGUCAUUGUAAUGAAAUUGUUAUAUGCCAUGUAACUUGGACACAGCAUGAUUAGCAAAACUAUAUAUGACAGAUAUGUAUGUAGCGCUUUAGACCGCUUUAGACGACAACUUGAUUUUUGAUAAUAGGUCGCAUGUACCACUUUCUGAGGGGUAUUACUGCCAAUAGAAACGUGGUACCUUGUUGCGAUUGCACCCGAACAUCACUUGCAAGUCUGCCCUUUUCUAUGUUGUCUUUAGUCCAUCAUUUUAUAAUUAAAGCAGCAUCUUUUUAUCUUUUUAACUUAUAAGAGUGUUUCCCAGGCCCUAAAACAAGCCUGAAAUUUCACCAAGGCAGGAGCUUUUUAGGGCAUGGGGUUUGUGACACCCCCUUCGAUAAAGAUUCCAUUUAAAAAAUUAUUGCCAUCUAGGGGUGUUCUAGACAUAUUUUAAAUGGGCACCUCCCUUGAGCACAAUAUCUAGCGACCGGCUUGCGCUUUUCAUGCCGGUCACGCAAGGUCAAAUGAUUUUCUAUAUCUAACUUAUUUCUUCACAUCUAAAGCUUGGCCUAUGUUUAAACUUACUUCUAUCACGAAGCAUUAUUUCAAGUUGUUACUUCAUUUUUCUUGGCAUUAAGCCUAUAAACUUCGAAAUCAAUGUUUGCAAAAUCAAGAAUUUCGUGUGCCUUUACAGCCCUUGUCAAUUACCCAGCACAAUAGCUUUGCUUCAAAUAUAACAUAGUUCUGAAGAUGGCAAUAAAAUUUCAGUUGUUUUGGGGGCGUUUUGUUUGAUAUGUGUAACUUCUCUUAUCAAAAUAGCUAAUUAAUUAUCAUAGCAGGACAAAAGAGGUUUAAUUGGAACAAAUGGCGCGCGAAUUCUAUUCACUGUUCUUUUGCAAUUUAACCUUCCAUAUUUGAAUUUAAAUUACCAGUUUGGUUUGAAUGCUACAUUCCUGUGGGCUGUAUCUUUGACCAUGAAAGUAAAAGCAAUAAAAAUAUCCAAUUCUGAUUUUUAUAGCUGAACCCUUUCAGAAAAGAAUAAGCCUGCCAACAUAUAUCGGGCUACUUUUAUUUAAAUGUCGAUAUAUGGGAGGAGUUUAUAAGAGAAGUUUGAAUUUUUUAUAUUAAGAAAUAUUUAUAUUUCUAUGUUUUAUGGUUUGGAGGUAUCCAGGGCAUGAAAAGCUCAUUUGCCAAGUUCAUUAAUGGUGCAAUUGUCUAGUUAUGUCCUGUGACUGACUGGGUGAGCUGAUACCUGCCUAAUAGUAUUUGCAAAGUUACAAUUAUGCUUUGAUUUUCCUUUUGACACCUCCAAUUCCGAUAAUCUUAAAGAAAUAACGGCACACGAUUAAAUAUUCUAUGGCACGUGCUGUGGCUUGAUUGUAAUUUAAAAAAGGGGUUUUUGUGGGAUAUGUAAUCAACUGCAAAUGCUUUUGUGCCAUCAAGCGAGUAUCGAGUAGACGAAAUAGAGGUCUUAAGUGACGAUUUUAUGAUUUAUAUUCAGACUCAUCAUGGAAUACAUCUAAAUAUUCAAAAUCAGUUAGAUGUGUUACAAUUUAGCUGAAAUAUGACCAUGUGAGCACAGGCACUUUCCCAUCAAAUCACGGUAAAUUGGUCUCUGUCCAUAAUUUUCUGAGCCAUGCUAAAACAACAGUAAUACUUCAAACUUCAGAACUUUUAUCGGCCAUAUGUCACACAAUUUUCAACGUAUCUAACUGAUUUCUAACAUCAGAGGUGACAGCUCACUUUCAAAGGUAUUGCACCGCGUUUAUUUGUUUGUUCAUAUCUAAUAUUCAUAUUUUAUAGUAUACAGGAAUAAGGUGUAUCGAGCAGACAUACGUACAAGAACGAUUUAGGAAAAGGUUUUUUUACCUAGGCUGAUAUAACCGUAGAGAAACUCCCCAUAAGCUCAAGGUACAAAUCUUGUAUUAUUUACAACCCCUUUGAAACCUAAUUUAAAGAAACACCUACGGACUGCUAUUUGCGUGUUAGCCUAAUCCUUUGUUAGUAGUAACGAUAAAUGCUUAUUGAAGAAUUUUAUUCCCGAACUUAGCCCCAGCUAGUACGGUAUGAAGAAGACUUAUAGUGGACCCAUUUAAAGGAACGGUUUCUUUGUACAUAAAACAUCUACUUUUUAUCGAUACAACACGAUUUAAGUGGUUUUAAUACGCUGCCUACUGUUUGCAAUGAGCGCUGAUUCAGCUUGACCCAAUAUCAGGUCUACACCUGCUCUUUCAGAUGAACAAUUGAUAGGCUCUUCGCAAUUGUGAGGUUUUCAUGAAAAUUGAAACCAUGACAGCAAAUGGGUUACACCCCUCUGUAGCUUCCCAUGUAUCCAUGGUGUUGGUUUGCUACAAGGGCAGUAACGCCAUACAGAAGGUUUUUUUGUCAUGUUUCUGUAAAAGGUAUGAUAAUAAAGCGGGGUUUACUUGCUCUGGCCUAAUCUCAGUCUUGGAUCUUUUAUAAAAUUUUUACUGAUGUAUGAGAUCUCUCACUCCCAGAAGCUCCGUUGCACAGAAGGCCAUUGCAUUACCUCCUUACUGCCGGAAAAACAUCAAAAAUUCAUUUGUUUUGCUCUGAAUUCCAGGAUUUCUGCUCAUGUCCUGGAAGAAUCGUAGUUUUGUCUUUUUUUCUGUCUUUCUUGUGGAAAGCAUCAAAUUGAAACAUAAGAAGGGACGAUUGCCCCCUUCCUUAUAAAUGAACCCUCCCCCUAAAUUUGCCUAGUUGUGUAAUUAUGUGCUGUCAAGGUUAGAAGGCACCCCAAUAAGUUCCAAAAGUUUACGUCCCCUUAGCAGGGGUAUCUCUAGAAAGGGGAAAAGGGGCCUAAAUUCCCCCCCUCAGGGAGCUCUCUCCCUACCGAAUGAAUACUUUGUCAGAAUUGUCUUAACCAGGGAAGGAAAAUUUUGCCUCCCGCUAAAAGAUGGUAAAAUCUACCAAAUGAUAACUGGUCCUCUUUUUGUAGCAACCCUUUCUCCCUAAUAUUGUAAACUUAAGGUUUUUCAAUCAGACAUAUAUGUCUCCCUUGUUACCAAACUACCUGCUUAUAUACGAGAUGUAUGUCUCCCUUGUUUCCGAACCACCUUGAGCCUUGUAUAAUCCAUUUCUUGCUACAGCUGCCAAUAAUUAGUCCCUCGUUUCUCAUCUGUGUAGUACCUCUUACACAAAGACCUAUGCAAUUAUAUUCCGUUUAGGUUUGUUUAGUAAAUGACACUAAAAUAUUAAUCCAGAUGAAGGUGUUUACUCGGCUGUUUUCAACACAAGCAAUUCAAAAACUGUACAUAUUACACUUCUGGACAUAACUGCUGGGAUAAAUUCUUAAACAUUUGCACAAUAGCAUGCUUGUACAAUGCACCAUCUACAGUUCCACCGGCAUAUUGAAGUCGGAGCGUAGGUAUUAUUUUAGCAGACACAU
Messenger RNA from Rhopilema esculentum, 5320 nucleotides. Its product is annotated as COMM domain-containing protein 9. Lineage: Eukaryota; Metazoa; Cnidaria; Scyphozoa; Rhizostomeae; Rhizostomatidae. The record is from RefSeq and is a predicted model, not a curated record.